UGCGACUUCUGUUACCCUCCCCUGUCGUAUGUUCAGCUGCUGUCCUGCAUCUUCACCGUGUAUAGAAUUGGUUUUUAGGCUAAGCUUGUAAAUAACAUGACGAAUCUAUACACAUAUAAACAGACAGGACAGACUCUUUCAAAAUACGUUGAGUUAUUGGGAUCCCUAAACGUUAGUCGUCAAAGAAACGGUUGCUAAGAUGUGGAGUCAAUGUCCUGUCAUACUGUUAUUGUUUGCUGUAUUCACGUCACAUAAAACCCAAGCUAUCAAACAUCAAUGGGCAUCAGAAGUUACCAACUUUUCGUCACAGUACAACGCUGGCAGUUAUUCAGCGAAGCAGAUUCUGGGAAAACCCGAUAUGUACCCUCGGUACGGUGGUACAAAAGGAUCGUGGAUACAAGCUACUGGACAACUGAAUGGACACCAGUUCAUAGAGGUGAAAUUUCGUGACAAAGUUUUCCUGACAAAUGUCGUCAUUUACGAAACUGGCAAUGCUGGAAGUGUGAAACGAAUAUUGGCGAAGGAUGUGCAGAACCGGUGGAUUGAAAUCUUUUGGGUUUUACACGCAGUAUUGAUCCAGAAAGCCAGAAAAUUUUCACCGAAAAUUAAAGUUAACUUUCCUGUGAAUGAGCUGAGGAUUGAGGUUGAUUGUUCAGUUUCUCGUUCCUACGUGUAUAUUGAUGCUGUUAAAAUUGUUGGAGAUGAUUGUCCCAGGCAGUUCAAAAAGUAUGGAGAUUCUUGUUAUAUGAUAAAGAAGGACAGAGUUUCUGCAGACAUGGCAUUUGCGAAUUGUCUUGAAACCGGUGGAUAUCUUGCUAACUUUGAAACACUAGAAGAAGCCAUGAGCAUGAAGAAGAUUUUAAAGAAGAUGAAUACAGGUCUCCAUUUCUACGUCGGUGGGAGGAACAUAAACAGGAGGAAACCAGGAGGAGGAGAUUGGAGGUGGAUCAGAAACGGAAAAAUGAUGAAGAUGACGUAUCAUGCGUUUGGUGCCGGACAACCUGACGGAAGUGACAGCUCUCCACAAGACUGCAUGUUCUUUUACGCAGGAGAGCGCUACACAUUUCAUGACGUUUACUGCGAUAAUGGGUCUUAUCUGGGCGGGUAUAUCUGUGAAAUAUGAUUAAAGUUCAACAAAUUG
Molecule: messenger RNA, 1141 nt
Organism: Ostrea edulis (European flat oyster)
Lineage: Eukaryota; Metazoa; Mollusca; Bivalvia; Ostreida; Ostreidae
Exons: 9
Coding region: 200-1123 (307 amino acids)
Source: RefSeq, a predicted model, not a curated record